Neopelma chrysocephalum (saffron-crested tyrant-manakin) is the source of this 1681-nucleotide messenger RNA. RefSeq names its product NDP, norrin cystine knot growth factor (gene NDP). The coding region runs from base 698 to 1099 and encodes 133 amino acids. Lineage: Eukaryota; Metazoa; Chordata; Aves; Passeriformes; Pipridae. The transcript has 5 exons. The record is from RefSeq and is a predicted model, not a curated record. Gene Ontology annotation, biological process: Wnt signaling pathway.
GUGUUGCAAAUAUAAAAGGCAAGCCAUGUGACAGAGGGACAGAAGAACAAAAGCAUUUGGAAGUAACAGGACCUCUUUUUAGCUCUCUGAAGAGUUCAAGGGGAGGAAGGAGUGGUGCAUUUACCAAAGUAGGUAGCCGACCCCGUCAGCGUGACACGUAAUGCGGCGUGGCUGUGCAGCCGGGAGCUGACAGGGAGGAUGCUGCAGGACCCCAGACCGCCAGCUGAAGGAGAGAGGGAGGCUCUCCUCCGUUCCCGGCAGAUAAUUUCCCUGUGUGUCACCGCCAGAGGCACGAAUAUAACUGUUCUCUGUUUCUUUGGGACAAAAGAAGAGUUUCACUGUUAUGAGCCCAGUGACAAAGUGUCAGUGUAGUGGCACUGCGAGGCUCGGGAACGGACACUGCCCCGGGGGAUCCUGGCUGAGGAAGAGAGCCCCGUCUCCCUGCUGGGAUUCAGAUGCUGCGUUUUAAUUAAUGUGGAAGAGACUGACACUGAACAAGUGCUGCCUGACAACUGUGCAGAGAGAUCUUUUGAUGGAUUACAAUCUCGGCAAACUCCAACGCGAGAAGAAGAAGAAUGACAGCUAAGACACUUAAACCAGACUUUUCACCAUCCUGGAAAGGAACUGGCUUCCAGGAUUUGGAGUUUUUUUAAUACUCUACCUCCCUCUACUGUUACCAGCGAGAAGUUCCUCGACAAUGGGAAAUCAUGUACUCGCGGCUUCGAUUUCCAUGCUCUCGCUCCUCGCGAUGAUGGGAGACACGGACAGUAAAACAGACAGUUCCUUCAUGAUCGACUCUGAUCCCAGCCGCUGUAUGAGGCACCACUACGUGGACUCCAUCACCCACCCCCUCUACAAGUGUAGCUCCAAGAUGGUGCUGCUGGCUCGCUGCGAGGGGCGCUGCAGCCAGACGUCGCGCUCGGAGCCGCUGGUGUCUUUCAGCGCGGUGCUGAAGCAACCUUUCCGCUCCACCUGCCACUGCUGCCGCCCCCAGACCUCCAAGCUGAAGGCCAUGAGGCUGCGGUGCUCGGGGGGCAUGCGGCUCACGGCCACCUACCGCUACAUCCUCUCCUGCCACUGCGAGGAAUGCAACUCCUAGGGGCGCGAUGCCACAGCAGGGAGGGGACUGGCGUGCUGCCGAUGGGAAAGACUCCCAAGAAACAAUCCAGAGUCAAGCCGAUGCUCCCAGCACACGAUUGCAGCAAGGACAGGACUAACCAGGCUGGAUUGAAUCUGAGAGCUGAAGUGUAAAAUACCCUGGGGUGCUGGAUGGUGGAUGUUGGUACCACGGUGCACAAAGGAGAAAGGGAGAGGACUUGUUUUCGAGAAGCCUUUCUUUUUUUCUGAAAGGAUAUUUUUGAGAGUUUCUUCUUUUUCAGGCUCAGCUCUGACUAGAGAGCUUUUACUGCUGGCCAUGGGCAGCAGGGGAACAGAGAGGAAGGUCAGCUGGAUGACAGCACUGAGCUCUGGAAGUUGACGUUUGGACAAAGGAUGGGCAUCAGUUCCCACAUACAACCUCUUAACCUAUCAAUUUAUUCUCAAUUUCCUACUUAUACUGGCCUUCAAAACAAACUGUGCCGUUGGCAAGGGUCAUCUGUUACUGAUCUAGCAGCCAAGUGCUGGAUGACUUUAACUGUGGUUUAGCAGAAAUUAUAAAUAAACCAUUGAAAAGUGAACUGGA